GUGUGCCGUUCAUGAGGGGGCAUUACAUCACAUGCGCAAGAGUUCGUCGACUGCCGUACAGCUGAGAGACGACAGGUGUUCUUUGGCCCCGGACAGGAGGAAGAGUCCGAACAGAAGAAAGGGGGACUCCGAGGGCGAAAGAAGAAAAGAAACAACAACAAGAAACAAGCCAUGAAGCCAUCCAUUGCGAUCGGCGUCCUUGUGGCUGUGGGGCUGGUCUUGCUCCUUGCAUCCCCGUUGGAAGUCUCGGGUCACCACUAUGCCUGCUGGUAUAAUACAGAUCAGAAUGCACAUACCUACAAGAAAAUCGAUUGCAAGAAGAAACCCGCUGCCGCGAGCGUGGAAGGAUGCCAGGAGAUCUGCGACUCCCAGAGCAAGUGCCGGGGAAUCGUCUAUGCGGACUACAACUGGCCCAGCCACAAGUACUGCUGCUUCCUCAAGUCUACCAUUGACGAGGACGCAUUCAAGGAUCAGCAAGACCGCGAGACUUGCAGGAAGGCAUUCAAUUGAGCGGGCUGCUGCAACCCCCUAGAGACAGUGUCCCUCUGUUUCUUGCAACUUGGGCCCAUUAUGCCGCCCAUAUCCCUCCACCAUGAGCAGAGCUUGUCGCCGUCCUGUGGAGUCGCACAGCUUGCAGGGUCGCACAGUCUGCAGAGUCGCGCAGUCUGCAGGGUUAGCACAGUUUGGAGGGUUGCACUGUUAGCAGCGUUGCACAGCUAGCUGCAGCUUUGCACAGGUUGCAGGUCACACAGGUUGUUGCUCGCAAAGUUUAUUCAGGUCAUUCAGUUUGAGCUUGUGGAUUGCUGGCUGACGGAUUUGCUCGUGCUCGCGCGAGUAGGAUCUGUCCGUUUUCAGUGGAGAAGAAUCUGUUCUACGCAACAGCCGAAACUCUGUGAAAUAUUUGCUUGUGUGAUGAAUGAAUUGUCAUCACUGGG
Chara braunii is the source of this 935-nucleotide messenger RNA. The record is from the annotation of a GenBank genome assembly. Lineage: Eukaryota; Viridiplantae; Streptophyta; Charophyceae; Charales; Characeae.